Messenger RNA from Carcharodon carcharias (great white shark), 2300 nucleotides. RefSeq names its product LMBR1 domain containing 1 (gene lmbrd1). Gene Ontology annotation, cellular component: vacuolar membrane. Lineage: Eukaryota; Metazoa; Chordata; Chondrichthyes; Lamniformes; Lamnidae. The transcript has 16 exons. The record is from RefSeq and is a predicted model, not a curated record. The coding region runs from base 103 to 1734 and encodes 543 amino acids. Gene Ontology annotation, biological process: protein localization to vacuole.
GCGGACGGCUGGGUGUGCGCGCAAGCAGGUCCUCCCUGUUGUUAGGGGGUGAGCCGGGCCGGUUCGGGCUGGGUGGCGGAGGCUGUUCUCUGGGUUUUGGCGAUGGGUUCGGUCUUGACCGAGUCCGUGUGGGGCUGGUCCAUAUUCUCCUUGGUUUUACUGGCAAUUUUAGUGUUUUGCUGGACAUAUAUCCGUCGAUACCAGAGUCAACAAGAAAGUGAGGUUGUCUCCACCAUAACUGCUAUUUGUGCACUUGCUGUCGCACUGAUCAGUUCAUCCCUGCUACCUGUUGACAUAUUCCUUGUUUCUUAUAUGAAAGACUCCAGAGGGUCUUACAAGGAAUGGGCAGCAGAUAACAUCACAAGGCAGAAUAUUGAAGACACUGUGCUGUAUGGAUAUUAUACCUUGUACUCCAUCAUCCUGUUCUGCGUCUUCCUAUGGAUCCCAUUUGUCUACUUCUACUAUGAAGAGAAGGAGGAUGAUGAUCCCAAUAAAUGUUCUCAAGUGAAGAAUGCACUGAAGUAUACCCUGGGUUUUGUGUUUGUCUGUUCCAUCCUUCUCUUAAUUGGUGCUUUUGUUCCUUUGAAUAUCCCAGCGAAUCAGAACUCCACGGAAUGGGAAAAGGUGAAGCUUUUAUUUGAGGAGCUAGGAAGCAGCCAUGGCUUGGCUGCCUUGUCUUUCUCCAUAAGCACCUUAACCUUGAUUGGGAUGCUAGCAGUAAUAACCUACACAGCUUAUGGUAUGUCUGCAUUACCACUAAACCUGAUAAGAGGUACAAGGAGUGUGGUUUAUGAACGAUUGCAGAAUACUGAAGACCUUGAAGAAGUGGAACAGCAAGUGGAGAAGAUUAAAUCCAAGUGCAUGGAUGGUCGUCCACUGUCCACAGGGGACCGAAGAACUUUACAGAAACUGCAGGCAAAGUUGCGAACACUUAGAAGACAAGACAGACACCUGGAAACUGCGGAAAGAAGUUGUUGGUUGAAGUUUUGUUGUGCUCUACGACCCUUUAAGAUUGCUUUGGGGAUAUUUUUCAUCUUGGUGGCCCUUUUGUUCGUUAUUGCUCUCUUUCUGUCAAACCUGGAUAAAGCACUCCAUUCAGUGGGUUUUGAUUCUGGAUUUAUAAUAUUUGAAACCAACUUGGCAAAUCCUUUGAAUGAGUUGCUGCUUGUUCUACAGACAGUUUUCCCAUUGGACUAUAUCCUUAUUGCUAUCAUCACAAUGUACCUAGUCUUCACUUCCAUGGCAGGGAUCCGAAACAUGGGCAUUUGGUUUUUCUGGAUAAGGCUGUACAAGAUUAGACCUGGCCGAACACGGCCUCAAGCUCUUCUUUUUCUUUGCAUGAUUCUGCUGCUGAUGGUUCUACACACGAGCUAUAUGAUUUACAGCCUUGCACCCCAGUAUGUUAUGUACGGAAGUCAAAAGUAUCAAGAGCAUGCCAACCGUACAUCAUUUGACUCAAGACAAGAGAAUUCAAAUGCAACUUUGGUGACAAGGAUGUGUGAUGCAAAGGCGCCUGAAGAUCAGUGCACAGUGACAAGAACAUUUCUCUUUCUUCAUAAAUUCUGGUUCUUCAAUGUUGUGUACUACUUUGGAAACUGGGCUUUCAUUGCAGUCUUCCUAAUUGGGCUAAUUAUCUCCUGCUGCAAAGGGAAACGAUCGGUCAUUGAAGGGGAGGUAGAUGACGACGAUUCAGAUUUAAGUGACGACGAUCUCAUGGAGAGACAUCGCAUUUAAAUCUAUGCUGUGUUCCUCAGCUUUAGCUUCUGCACACUGUGGGGGUGAAAAAAGAUCUCUAAUCUAUUUACACUGACGUGUUUAAACUGAUCUAGAAAAGGGGUUGCUUUUGUUCCUCUUUUGAGUGCAAACUUUGAAGAAGGGGUACAGGAGAUGUGUGAAGUUGUAAAAGGGAAAAAACUGAAUCCAUGCUGUAAAUUGUAUUAAAUUCAGGCAUACUGCUAAAUAUCUUUUUUUUUCCAAAUGCAUUAGAAGGGGCUGCUAAUUUUUUUAAUGGUUUUAAAUGGAGCAGACUAAUUUGCAGAUCGCUGCAUGUAAUCUCUAAAAUUACAUUCAAUAAGUGUUUUUUGCCUCUUAACAUUAAAUUGCAAUCUUGGAAAAUUUGCUAAUCUUAAUUUUGUGGCUGCAUACAGAAUUUAAACUGGGUAUUUUAUGGUUUAGUUAAAAUUGUUUUCAUGGUGUUGUUCACUAAGUAAUCACUGACUGUCGAGUUUAAUUGCACAGUUUAAAAAAAGCAAUCUACUGUCAUCUGUAAGUUACUUUUAUAAUAAAAACAACCACAGAAA